Molecule: messenger RNA, 1663 nt
Organism: Anarrhichthys ocellatus (wolf-eel)
Lineage: Eukaryota; Metazoa; Chordata; Actinopteri; Perciformes; Anarhichadidae
Gene: tagln3b
Product: transgelin 3b
Exons: 5
Coding region: 184-783 (199 amino acids)
Biological process (GO): actin filament organization
Cellular component (GO): actin cytoskeleton
Molecular function (GO): actin filament binding
Source: RefSeq, a predicted model, not a curated record
GACAAGUGAGAUCCAGCCCGGCCCGACGCGCCUGUGCUGCGCUUCAUGGAUGCUUCAGCAGUUCAGCAUCCUCAGCCCUGCGCAGCUCAGCGGAAGAUAUCACUGUGACUCGGGACAGAUCUGAAUGCGCUCUCUCUCCUUUUUCAGGCUACUAUACACUACUUGAGUGUCGCGAGAGCUGCCAUGGCGAACAGAGGGCCCAGCUAUGGACUGAGCCGAGAGGUGCAGGAGAAGAUCGAGCAGAAGUACGACCCAGACCUGGAGCAGCGGUUGGUGGACUGGAUCGUUGGACAGUGCGGAGGGAACCUGGAGAGGCCGCAGACGGGCAGAGAGAACUUCCAGAAAUGGCUGAUAGAUGGAACAAUCCUCUGUCGGCUUAUCAACAGCCUUUAUCCAAGGGGGAAGGAUCCUAUCAAGAAGAUACUAGAGACACAGAUGGCCUUCAAACAAAUGGAGAAGAUCUCUCAGUUCCUGCAAGCAGCUGAAGCUUAUGGAGUCACAACCACGGACAUAUUUCAAACUGUGGACCUCUGGGAAGGAAAGGACAUGGCAGCAGUGCAAAGAACUCUCAUGGCUCUGGGGAGUGUGGCUGUCACUAAGGACGAUGGUCAUUACAGGGGUGACCGAGAGUGGUUCCACAGGAAAGCCCAGGGAUAUCGGCGAGAGUUCAGCCAAGAGCAACUCCGCCAAGGUCAGAGUUUGAUCGGCCUGCAGAUGGGCAGCAACCGCGGGGCCUCCCAGGCUGGUAUGACGGGCUACGGUAUGCACCGUCAGAUCAUGUAGACCACUUACUAACCUCCUCCCCUGCUUCUAGACCUUAUUUUGUAUUAAUACCAGAAAGGUUGUAGCCCCAAUAUACCUCCUUAUCCUCUCUAGCACCUGCCAUGUAGACCUCACAUUUCCCUGAAUUGCUGCUUUCCCAAACAGUGUUAUAUCUUUAAAAAAAAAAAUGAUGUCAAAUACGGUAGAUCUUCUUCUUCAACCUCUCUUCCUGUUCCUCUCUUCCCAUAUUGCCAUGUGCUGCCCCCCCCCCCCCGACCCCCAUCUUUUUACUUUCAUGUGGAACUCAAAGUCAUUUAUCAUCAAUUUCGUAGGCAAAUGUAAGAUUAAAAUCUCUUUACAAAAGAGCCAUCAGUGUAAUUUACAUUGUGAAUCUCAAAUACUGUGAGCCACGGUUACAACAUGCUGUAUGUGAUUUAUUUGUAUUUAUGUGUGCAUUUAGUUACAUUUAGUCAUAGUUUUAGGAUGAUCUGUACCUAUUUCCUUAUUUAGCCAUCUAACCUAAUGAACUCAUUAAGUUAGACAAUGUCUCUGCUGUCUUGUCCGAGGACGUUUUUGCAGUAUCCUCUGUAACCAAAUCAACCUCACGUUGUGCCUGGUUAUGGGACUACAGAGACUGGGCACUGAUAUAGUGGCCUAAAAAUAUAAACGAGCUUCAUUCAUUUUGAGUCAUGCCCUUGUUAUUUGUUUGUUAGAUUAUAUGUCCAAGCAAGUAAAUGUGCAGCAGCCAACAUGUUCGACAGUGAAGUUUCCAUUUCUGGUGCCGGGUGAAGACAUUGCUUGAAUGUGCACUUUUAUGUAUCGUCUUGUUUAUAUUUUUAAAUAUAUUUAUAUCUGGAGGCUUGUGAGAAGAAGUAUUGAAAAAAUAAAGAAUGUGAACAUA